AUGUCGAAUCUAGCAAUAGUUGCCGCGGCCUCGAAGUCCACUAUCUCCACAGCAGCAUUAGAGCAAGAAGACUCGACUGCUCUCAACUCUCAAGAGACCGUAUCAACCCUGCCAUCUCCUAUUAAGGAAGCCCAAGCUCAAGCUCAAGUCCCUGCAAAGCCCGAACAACUCAACAAUGAGGAGACGUCCGAGGAGAGCACCCAAGACACCACGAUGCUCGACACCGAGGAGAGUGGCAGCGAUCACAGCUCGGACGACGAAAUCCCGCACGACGGCGGUUCGAAUCUCUGGAAAGCGAUCCGCUUGAAGAAGGAUGAAGUUGAACGCUACGAAGCUAAGAUCGAGGAGGAGUUGAAGGGUGAUAAACUUGGUAAAGAGCGACGUCUGAAUAUGUUGAGGGUCAUACUUGCGCAGCAGAUAGAAGCCAGGGAUGUUUUCUUGAGGAAGCAGGCGGAGGUGGAUAGGCAGGGCAGGUAUGCUCGUUGGGGGUGGUGA
Parastagonospora nodorum SN15 is the source of this 495-nucleotide messenger RNA. RefSeq lists its product as hypothetical. The record is from RefSeq and is a predicted model, not a curated record. The transcript has a single exon. Lineage: Eukaryota; Fungi; Ascomycota; Dothideomycetes; Pleosporales; Phaeosphaeriaceae. Bases 1 to 495 code for a protein of 164 amino acids.